AUGGAUAUCCCCAUGUCACAAUCAUCAUCUUCCCAGAAACUUUUUAAAGUGCGCCCGCUGGCCGUCGCGCUGCUUGCUUUCUGCAUCCUUUCUUCUUCUUCUUCUACACCAUCUUUUCCUCCACCCGUUUUAGCCGAUGCUUCCGCAGAUCUUCCAGUGGCUUCAUCUCAACCAUUAGAUGCUUCUUCUACAGAUCUUCCUUCAGUUACACCUUCUCCGUCGGUUGAAAUCCCAGUAAACUCUGUAGGAAUGGCACCCAAUAGUUUUGUAACUUCGUAUACAGGCAACUCUCCAUCCUCAAUUCUAGGAGGUGCAGCAGCAGCAGCAGUAGUAGCAGCAUUUCCACCACCAGUAGCAAACCCACAGGGCAUACCAUUAGCACCUAUCCAACCAUUUGGCCCAGGUGUAGUUCCAGGUGUAAUUCCAGGUGUAGUUCCAGCAGCUUUCCAGGACCACCAAAAACAGUACACUCCAGAUAGCCAAGGACUUCCACCACUGGCUCCGCAAAAUCAACCACAAGCUCAAGCUCAAGCUCAAGCCCAAGCCCAAGUCGAAGCUAACUCUCAACAGCAACAGCAGCAGCAACAACCCCCACAACCAUUCCAAAAUGGUCCUCCAGAUGCAUUUCAAAAUGGGCCUUUCAACGAUCCACAAAAUGGCCCUCCACCGUUCCAGUACCAGGGCCCCAAGGGGAUCCCUCCAAUCGUCCCAGCAAACAUGGGGUUUGUUCUACCCUUUCAGAUUGCAGCGCUUGCUCUUGUGGCCAUCCCACUUCUCUUUAUCCGCCGGUUUGAAUCUCCUCGACGCCGCCUUUUAGUAUGGUUCUUGGAUCUUGGUCGCAUCUUGAUUGGCUAUGCUGUUGCCGAAAUCCUUCUUAUGAUUUUCCUUAUCCCAUACACAGCUAUUGUCAACUCAUAUGGAGGCCCUCCACCUCCAUGGCAACAAGCUGGUUGGGCUCGAAAUAUCACUAAUUACCAACAACAGCAGCAGCAGCAGCAGCAGCAACAGCAGCAAAACCAACAGAUGCAGUCUGAAAGGUGGAUUCCGCCCGAUGCCCGCGUCAGCACCGGUGGGUCUGGAGCCCCAGACAUGUCUUUUAGCCCCAUCCACGCAUUACUUCGCCGGGCCAUUGAACAAGUUUCGAGUGCAAACCUAACUGACCGCAAUGCCAAUAACGACAAGAAGUUAAACAAUAGAAGAAAUAACUACGGGAUGCAUGUCGAAACAACUUCACUCAUCAUUUCCCUCAUAGAGGCCUUCCCUGGGUUAUUUUUCAUCUACGGAAUAUAUAUGGGACUGCUCUAUCUAACAUACCGAAUUAAAAUCGCCAUGCUCAAGCGAAGCCAACGCAUCCGGUUUGUGCGCACCAGCCUCCACGACCCAGAUAAUGAAGACAGCGAAGACAGCGACGAGGACAUUCGAGGAGGCAUGCGCCGCGCCCGCCGGACCGGGUCGACGGAAUCUUUCCUAGCGCUGCGGGACGGCAGGAGCUCUCAGGCAGCUAAGGCCACUACGCCUACAGACUUGGGACUUACCAGUGGUAAUUACGGAUAUCCUGCACGCCUCGGGUGGUUUUUCCAGCAGACUGCGCUGUUUGUGAUUUCAGUGUUUGUUGUACGUAUUGCAGUGUUUUUCAUCUGCAUUCACUACUCUGAUGCCACGGAAGCUUUGCGACAGACUCUAUUUGGCUGGACGUACCGCAUCGAGUCUGUUGCAGGCAAGCGCUUUGUGACGAUGAUUUUUCUGCCUGCACUUAUAUACACUGCGCAGUUUGUUAUUACUGAUUACCUGAUCAAGUAUCGGUCAUCAGCGGCCAAGCGUAGCUUGUUUUUCAACGUGCCGGCAUACUCUUAUGGUGAUGAUUCCAACUACACAAGCAUAUAUCCAGAUUCAUAUGAGUUGCAAGAGAUUUCAAUUCCACGACCGGAUGAGGGUGACAAUGAAGUUAUUGUUCAGGCCACGAGCACACGUCUAAGCCCCACAUGUGCUAGUGGUGGUGUCAGUAGUUCGCCGUCUACGUCACCUUCUUUGCAGCCUGCACAAGUGAGACACGGAGAAAACGAUGAGGACGAGGAUGAAGACAAUGGAUUAUGGGAUACUCCUACUGAGGCAGUGUCGGUGAUUGGCAACAAUGAGAACCCGGGACUGUGGACAAAUUAUGGGGGACCGGAUCCUUUACGGGUGGCUCAUAAUUUUCAUCGCUCAGUCUCUCCUAGACUAGUAGCUCAUCACGAAGCUGUGGUAUCUCGAACAAUCCCAACAACAACAAAAACAACAGCAGCAGCAGCAGCUCCAACAGCUCCAACAGCUCCAACAGCUUCAACAGCUCCAACAGCUCCAACAGCAGAGAUGGAUGUUGACAAUUUUGUUGCAAGUAAUUCUGGAGCAGAACCGGUGCCGCGGCUUGGGCUUGUUACUGCAUCAUUAUUAAACACUGUGGCUGCCAAUGCCACUAUUACUGCACGGCCAUACAUUUACACAGGCGUGACUACCCGUCUAAGUCCAGCUCAGCAGCAGUUUUCUUUAUCGUCAUCUUCAUCUUCAUCUUCUCUUUCAGGAAGUGACGACAAUGAUCCGUUUGCAGAUGUGCAUGCAUAUUCUCCUGACGAGAGUGUAGGGAGUGAUGUUAGCUCAGACACAACUGGGAUGAAUCAUGGAGAGCCAGGAACGACAAGCCUUCGAGAAGAUGGAGUGUUGGGAGGAGACUCAAUGGAAGACGAUUCUCCGGAUGGACUGCCGAGUUAUGAUGAUAGCCAGCGACAACACAGGGAGCUGUUACGGGAUCGGGCGGCGUGUGAGAGGCGGACGCGACAAAUUGAGGAUCUUAAGAGACGUGAAGUUGGUAGUAGUAGUCGCAGUAGCAAUACUGAGAAUGGAUUAGGAGGGGAUAAUGAUGAGGCAGUUGUUCCAAAUGAGGAUGCAAAUGGUCAAGGAGAUGAUGGUCAGAGGACUGAAGAAAGAACUACUACUACUACUACUAUACGAGAGGAUAGAGAUGAAAAUAGAGAUGUUUAG
Magnusiomyces paraingens is the source of this 3015-nucleotide messenger RNA. RefSeq lists its product as uncharacterized. NCBI's taxonomy places the organism in Eukaryota, Fungi, Ascomycota, Dipodascomycetes, Dipodascales, Dipodascaceae. The coding region runs from base 1 to 3015 and encodes 1004 amino acids. The record is from RefSeq and is a predicted model, not a curated record. The transcript has a single exon.